Physella acuta is the source of this 8242-nucleotide messenger RNA. RefSeq names its product cytoskeleton-associated protein 5. NCBI's taxonomy places the organism in Eukaryota, Metazoa, Mollusca, Gastropoda, Physidae. The record is from RefSeq and is a predicted model, not a curated record. Gene Ontology annotation, molecular function: microtubule plus-end binding; microtubule plus end polymerase activity. Gene Ontology annotation, biological process: establishment or maintenance of microtubule cytoskeleton polarity; microtubule polymerization; spindle organization.
CGUUUUAAAAAACUUGAAACUUGUAAAGUUACCCAAGUAUUGGAAUUCAUUUUACUCUUGCUGAAAGAUUAUAAUUUAUAAUUAAAGGAUACGUCGGGUACUUUCAGUAUUUUUUUUAUUGUUAAUGAACAAUAUCUGAAUUUGAUAAUCCAAAAUGGGAGAUGAUUCAGAAUGGCUGAAACUGCCUACAGAAGAGAAAUGUCAACACAAGGUCUGGAAAGCCAGGGUUGCGGGUUAUGAAGAGGCAGUUAAAUUAUUCAAUGGUUUAGAUGAAAAGAGCCAAGAGUUCUCACGUUAUGCUGGUUUGCUGAAAAAGUUUGUCACAGAUACAAAUGCAGUGGCACAAGAGAAGGGGUUGGAGGCUGUGUAUGCCUUUGUUGAGAAUGCUCCUACUAAUGUGUGUGGAAGAACAUGCAGUGAUGUUGUGAGUGGGAUUGUUACCAAGUGUCUAAAUGCUAGCAAACAAAAAACUAAAGACAGAGGUAUAGAAAUAAUCAUGUUAUAUAUUGAAGCAGAAAAACCAGAUGUGGUUCAGGAAUGCUUAAUGGCUGGGAUGGAAAAUAAGCAACCAAAGAUAGUGGUUGGUUGUGUACAGGCAGUUACCUGUGCCCUUAGGGACUUUGGUACAAAAGUGAUCCAGGUAAAGCCUUUGCUGAAGGUACUUCCUAAAUUGCUUGAGGACAGAGACAAGGGUGUACGAGAGGAAACUAAACAGUUGGUCAUUGAACUGUAUAGAUGGAUUGGAGCAGCUCUUAAACCCCAGUUGACUCAUUUCAAGCCUAUUCAGGUACAAGAAUUAGAGGCAGAGUUUGAUAAACUUCCUCCAGGGAAAGCCCAACAGUCUCGAUUCAUGAGGUCACAGCAGGAUCUGAAAGCCAAAAUGGAAGAACAAGCAGUGGCUGCAGCAGACGGGGGUGGGGAUGAUGUCACUGAUGGAGCAGAAGAAGAAGAGGCCAUUGACCCUUAUGAAUUAAUGACACCUGUAGAUAUCCUGGCUCAGUUGCCGAAGAAUUUUUUCGAACAAGUUGAAGCUAAAAAGUGGCAGGAAAGGAAAGAAGUCUUAGAGCAGGUUCAAAAAUUGGCUGAAAAUCCUAGGCUAGAAAAUGGGGACUAUAGCAACUUAGUUCGUGCACUCUUAAAGGUGGUAGCCAAGGACACUAAUGUCAUGCUAGUAACAAUUGCAGCUAAAAUUUUAGCUUGCCUGGCAGUUGGACUGCGUAAAAAAUUUCAGCCAUAUGCUACUCAGUGUGUGUCCACGGUGCUUGAAAAGUUCAAAGAAAAAAAAAGUAAUGUAGUUGCAGCUUUGAGAGAAGCUAUUGAUGCUUGUUAUCAAUCAAUCACUUUGGAAGCUAUAAUGGAAGAUGUAGUUGCAGCUUUAGAUAACAAAAAUCCCAGCAUCAAGAUGGAAACUGCUCUCUUUCUUGCUCGUUGUUUUGCCAGAUGUUCUCAGUCUACUCUACCAAAGAAAAUGCUAAAAGGAUAUGUUACCCCCCUUCUUAAGACAGUGAAUGAAUCUGAUCCUAAUGUAAGAGAAGCUGGGUUUGAAGCUCUUGGUGUUGCCAUGAAAGUUGUGACAGAGAAGAACAUUACACCUUUCCUUACAGAUGUUGACAGUAUCAAGAUGCAAAAGAUUCAAGAAUCUUGCCAAAAAGCUGUGCUGCUGAAUGCUAAGGGUGAGCCACGAGGUGACAGUAAAUCCAUAGUCCCGCCUGAUACUGGGGCCAAUAAAAGGCCAAUUUCUGCUCCUUCUGCCAGACCAGGGAUAGAAGAACCUAAACCUGUCAAACGCCCAACAACAGCGGCUCCUAAAGCUGGCGGGCCACCAAAGCCUGCAGCUGGUGGAGCCAAACCUAAACCUAAGCCACAGGGUAAAGGUCCGGUAAAGAAAGGUGGUAAGCCAGUUGAGGAGAAAUUAGAACCUGCUUUAAGUGAUGAAGCUGUUGAGGAAAAGGCACAGGUGUUCCUGCCUGGUGAUACACUUACAAAUCUAGCCAGUACAAAUUGGAAGGAAAGGCUUGCAGCCAUGGAAAGCUUCGUUAAGGUGGUAAGCAGCACAGGUAAAGAUGAGAUUCCUUGUCAGGUGUGCAUCAGAGUACUCAACAAUAAACCUGGACUCAAGGAAACAAACUUCCAGGUCUUGAAACUGAAGCUGGAGCUAAUAGCCCACUUGUCACGCAAUGCCAAAUUUUCUAAGAGAUGUGCUGAGUUUGUCCUGACUGAUAUUGUUGAUAAAUUGGGAGAUGCCAAAAAUGGUGCAGUGGCCAAAGACUGUUUGACUGGGAUGGCCGAGGCUUUGGGUUUGGAUUAUGUUAGUUUAGAGGUAAUGACAAGAGCAUUUGAACAGAAGAAUCCCAAAAACCAGCAAGAAACAUUAACUUGGCUCACAACAGCUGUACAAGAAUUUGGACUUAAGUUAAAUGUCAAAGCUUUACUGGCAACUAUCAACAAAGCUUUAGCUGCCACUAAUCCUGGAGUGAGGAUGGCAGGCAUUUCACUGCUUGGUGUAAUCUACACAUACAUGGGUGACACUUUGCGAGUUUUCUUUGAGAAUGAAAAGCCAGCAUUACUUCAACAGAUUGAUGCUGAAUUCGCAAAGAUGAAAGAUGUGAAGCCUCCUAUGCCAAGUAGGAAAGUAAUAUCUGCUGAUGGUGGGGAUGGUGAUGAUGGUGAGGAUGAGGACAAUGUUGAUGGUGAUGGGGAAGAGGAUGGAGAAAAUGCCAUGCAAGAUUUGUUGCCUAGAGUUGACAUUAGUGAGAAAAUAACAGAAGAUCUUUUGACUGAACUGACGGACAAAAACUGGAAGGCCAGAGGAGAAGCGCUACAGAAAGUGACCAACAUUCUUUCUGAGGCCAAGUUUGUGACGCCCAAUCUUGGACCUCUGCCUGAAGCUUUGAAAGCUCGACUUGGAGAGUCCAACAAAAAUUUACAAAUGAUUACAAUUGGAAUAUGUUCGACCCUUGGUACAGCGUUGGGGCCACACAGUAAAGGACCUUUCAAAAUUAUCGGUCCAGGUCUCAUUAUGUGUUUAGCUGAUUCUAAGCCAGCGUUACGUGAAAAAGUGAUUGCUUGUUUAAAUGUUUGGAUUGAACAUUCCACCCUCUUACCAUUGGUUGAAACAGAGGCUUUGAUUGAUGCCCUCAAGACGGAGAACCCUUUCUUAAGGGCAGAGCUCCUAGGCUGGCUCUCAGAGAAGUUACCAAACCACAAGCAGCUACCAGUAGAACUAAGGGGAGUUAUCCCUAAUGUGUUGACUUGCCUUGAGGACAGGAACGCUGAUGUUCGUAAACGUGCCGGGGAGUCCCUAGUGCCUCUCAUGAUCCACACUGGAUACGAUGCUUUCCUUAAAGCUCUGGGCAAGUGUAAGCCAGCCACCAAAGACCAAAUCCAGCCAUUGUUAGAAAAAGCUCGAGGUGAACUCCCUGCCAAGCCAGUGAAAGCUGUGAAGAAGGCUCCUGCAGCACCCUCAGCUCCUGUCAGCCAGAAGAGCUCUGCUAAGACAAUCUCCUCCACUAGCUCAUCCUCUAAGAUAGAUGAGCUGGAUAUGGAUGAUGAAACUGUGGUGGAGAAAUCCUCAGCUGUUAAGACAGACAGCAAAUCUAAAGUUGUUAAAGGAAAAGGGAAGGCUGCACCUCCACCAAGCACUAAAAAGAAAGAGGAGGAAGAUUUUGGUCCACCUAUGACUAUGACUGUAACUAAAGACCAAAGAGUUAAAGAGGAAAAAGCCAUGAAGGUCCUGAAGUGGAACUUUAUAGAGCUACGUGGUGAAUUUGUGGAGCAGUUGAAAACUCAGAUGGAAAAGAAUUUCAAUCGCUCUAUCAUGGCUGACCUAUUUCAUUCUGACUUCAAAAACCACAUCAAGGCUAUUGAACAGCUAAUUAAGUGUAUUGAGACCCAGGAGAGAGAGACAUUGAACAACUUGGACCUCCUGCUCAAGUGGCUGACCAUUAGAUUCUUUGAUACCAACCCAAGUAUGUUAAACAAAGCUCUGGAUUACAUUCAGCAGCUCUUCUCAAUGUUGACUUCAUUAGACUACCACCUCACUGAUUUGGAAGCUUCCUCAUUUAUUCCAUAUCUUUUACUUAAGAGUGGUGAUCCUAAGGACAAUGUCAGAAGGGAUGUACGCACCAUAUUGAAGCAAAUGUGCAAGAUUUACCCGUCAAGCAAGAUGUUUAGUUUCAUUAUAGAUGGUCUGAAAUGUAAAGUGGCUAAACAAAGAUCAGAACUGCUGGAAGAACUGGGUGGAUUGAUAGAGAACUAUGGCAUGAAUGUGUGCCAGCCCUCACCAGCACAUGCUCUGAAGAUUAUAGCUGGCCAGAUAGGCGACAGAGACAACGGUGUGAGGAAUGCUGCACUCAACACCAUUGUGGUAGCCUACACCAUUCUAGGGGAGAGUGUGUACAAAUAUGUUGGCAAUCUGAAUGACAAGGACCAAAGCUUACUAGAUGAGAGGAUCAAACGGGCCAUGAAGAACAAAGACAGCAAGCCUGUGAAGGAACCUCUCCAGCCACAGCCACAACAGCAGCAACAGCAACAAGCACAGCGGCCAAAGACAGCGCCUUCUGGAAACUUGGCUAAAGCUGCUUCACAACCUAACAUAAAUAGAAUGGAGCCAAUCAAGAGAACUUACCAACUGGACAUUGAGCCUGAGGACAACUGGGAGCCUGUGGUCCCAAGUCUGAUAGAACUUGACCUGGAGGCUGUAAUGGCGCCAGUCACUAAGCCAAAGUUUAUGGCCAGGCCAGCAUCCCCUGGUUUACCAUCCAAACUGAUAGGAUCAGCUGAUGUGUCUGCUAGCAUUGGCAGUGUGGUGUCCCUGAUCUCUGAUGUAGAAAUCAGCACCAGUAUUAAAGCCUUAGCCCAGAUAGAUGAGGUGUUGAAGGAUGAAAGGAAAGCUGCUGUGAUGGCCAACCACAUUGACAACCUGCUUGUUGUGAUCACCAUGCAGUGCAAGAUGGGGUUGGGGAAACACCUGCUGGACUCACAGGUGGACAACAAGGAGGUCAUCCGGCUCUACAGAUGUCUGCUCAGUACAUUGUUGAGUAUAUUUGACAAGACAUCAAUGGGUAAAAAAGCCUCAACACAUAUCUUAAAAGAUUUGAUGCACAGCUUACUGACAGUUCUACUAGACACACAAGUAGAGCAGUUGGAAGAAGGCCCUCAGAUCAUUCGCACUGUCAAUGUGACAGUUGUGAAGAUCAUCAACAAGUCUGACCCAACAAACAUUACAUGUGCAAUAAUUUCUUUGAUGAGAGAGUGCUUACAGAGUGAGACAUGUUCCUACAAAUUUUUGGACUUGGUCAUUAAGUGCCUAUGGAAGAUCCUGAACCUGGUACCAGACAAGAUCAAUGAUUUGAACUGUGACAGAGUUCUUUAUGAAGCUCACUUGUUUUUUCAACAAUUCCCUACCUCCAGUUGGAAAAGUAGGCCAAAUUUAGACAUGCCAAUUAGGACAAUAAAAACAUUGCUGCACAAUCUGACCAAGCUUAAAGGACACAAGAUUCUUAGUCACACUGGGCUUAUCGGGGCAUCUGAAAACUCUGAGGUAGAGGCUUACCUUCACACAGUGCUGGCUAAAAGCAGUGGCAGGCAGGAGGAUGCUGGUGUUGAUAGGGUAAAGAAUGCAUCCAAAGGCAAACGAGUCUCCAAGACACAUGAACUAUUGACAGAAAUAUUCAAGAAAAUUGGUACCAAGGAGAACACAAGAGAGGGGCUGAAUGACUUGUUUGACUUCAAGAAAAAAUAUCCAGAAGCAGAUGUUGAGCCUUUUCUCAAAAAAACUUCAGUCCAUUUCCAAAAAUACAUCAGCAACAUGUUGGCAGAAAUUGAGGAGGAGAGGAGAUCCAGGAAGUCAGGAGGUGACAACCCAAAUCUGAGCUAUAUGCAGCAUGGGACAGAGGACAGUGGUGUGGCUAAUGUGACUGGCUCGUCAGACCAGGACAUGCCAGAUGUUGAUUUCUACAGGGAAAAGUUGCGAGAGUUGAGGGCGAGAUGUGGUUUAGAUAGCAACAACGCUGUUGAGGCUGACAGUAACAAGAUGGUCAGCAAUAGGGUGUCUGGAAACAGCACAGAGACGGAUGAAACAGAUCACGGAGAUUUGGAAAUCCAAUGGCCUAGCAACCCCCCACGGGAGGAGGAACCCAAGCAGAUGGUAGAUGUGACCAGUUUGAAGGCAAGGCUGGAAAAAAUCAAGAAAAUGGCGAACAGCUAACUCAUUUCCUGUUGGUUUUUUUUAACCUUUUCUGAACAACAGUUCCACAGUGACCAGGUGACAAAGGGUCAAGGAUUUUUUCCAGGGAUUUCCAGUUAUUUAUAAUCAUGUAGCAAGCUUUAUUGUUUACCAAUGUUUUAGGUAUGAGAUUAUUUUAUGUAAAUCAAUUGUGGGUUUAUUUUUAGCACAUCCAGUUAAGUUACCAGAAAAACUUUCUUAAACAAAAACUAACUGAUCAAUGUUACUUUGGUAGCCAAUGUCUACACCGCUGCUAAAAUUAUUUUAAAUGCGUUUUUUGUUUGAUUAUCUUAAAGCCAGCGUAGACAGUUUAACUAACAUUACAACUUGUAUCCUCUGCUGUCAACAUUCAAUUCACUUGAACUACUGAGUUGUGUAGUUCACUUAAUAUACCUGUUACAAAAGCAUUUACCAUGAGACCACUUUAUGGUAUGGAGUUAAUCCUAACUGGGUAUGAUGGAGUCUCGAACUGAACAAAAAUGUAUAUAGAUUUUUUAAAGUACCUAUUAUUGAUCUGAUUUUAUUGAAUGUAACAUGCAGGUGCGCAACACUAACACUCAGGUGUAUGACACUAAUGUGCAGGUGUGUGACACUGUAACAUGCAGGUGUGCAACACUAACACUCAGGUGUAUGACACUAAUGUGCAGGUGUGUGACACAAACAUGCAGGUGUAUGACACUAACUUGCAGGCAUGUGACACUGUAACAUGCAGGUGCGUGACCGUGUAACAUAAUAGAAAAGGUGCAUUUAUAGACUCACAAGUUCAGUCUAACAUUUGUAAAGUUUCUUUCAUUUGUAAAGGAAACCAAUGCUCCAAGCUUGAAACAGGCAGAUGGUGCAAUAAUGCUUCAAUCUUACCAUGUUAAUGUACUUAAAACACAGAAGCUUUAAACAAAGAAGCGUCGGAAAAAUCUCCUACAUCCUUAACUAUAAACAUGUCUCAAGAAGUAAGUGAUGAACCUGUUGAAUCAACAGUGAUUGCAUUGUUUUCAAACAUAUAAUUUGAUAGCUGUAUAUAACUAUCCCAGUCGGUUAUAUGAGGCUCCUUUAGGAUACAACUAUCCCAGUGGGCGGCUCCUUGAUUUUUAAAAUCUUGAAUAAUUUAUUAUCUUACUCUUAUAAUUGAGAUGAUUGUAACAAGCUGUGUGAGAAUGAGAGAUGGGGGAACAAGGAUUUUACUCCAACCUAUCUACCUGUCUGUGUUGAGUGAAUUUGUGUGUGCUCAUAAAGAAUUAACUAUGUAACCUAGUUUCAGUGAAAUCAUGACCCAUGCCUUUUUAAAAAAAAAUAUUUGGUGAAAAUGUAAAAAAUUAAUGAACAUAUAAUUUAAGCUAGAAUAAUUGUCCUAGCUUUUGUUUUGUUAUAUAAUCCUUAUUUAUCGCCUGUUGAAUCUAAGAUUAUGACUGUUUAUUGGUUAUAUUUUAUAUAAACAUCGUUGGUAGCGCGCUUUGAAAGUAGGCACAUUGGAUACUUUUCACUGUAUUGAUAGUCUCUAGUUUGGCCUAUUGUGUAUAAGUAAUUACUGGUAUCUGUAGAAUAUGGUACUCUGCAUUUACAAUGUUUUCAUUUAGCUUGUAAAUUUAUUACACCAAAGUAAGGGUGAAUUAGCCCUUACGUUUUUUUUUCUACUUUUUUUAACAUUGCAGUUUAUUACUAUAUGCAUAUCCUCAGUUCUUCAAAUAUUCAAAGGCAAAGGAUUUCUUAAAUAUUUCAUUAUUAGUCCAAUUACAUACAUCCUAUUCCAACAGUUCUGCUUUAAUAUGGUGCGUUCAAAACCUAAACACACUUGCCAACAUUUCACAAUGAUGUAUAAGGCCUAACCUUGUCAACAUGAUGUCUUUGAAUGCUUUUUAUUUUUUGCAGUGUUCUUUACUGUCUUCCUAUGUCCUAACUUUGCACCUGUAAUCUCACCUGUUCAAACACCUGUUGGUUCCAAUCCUGCUGUCUUUAUUGCUUGUGUUUAAUAUUUGUACAAGCCAUUUCUAUUGGCUGCAUGCAAACUAAAGAAUUAAAGGC